This is a messenger RNA of Asparagus officinalis (garden asparagus), 1416 nucleotides long. RefSeq lists its product as uncharacterized. Gene Ontology annotation, molecular function: zinc ion binding. NCBI's taxonomy places the organism in Eukaryota, Viridiplantae, Streptophyta, Magnoliopsida, Asparagales, Asparagaceae. The coding region runs from base 1 to 1416 and encodes 471 amino acids. The record is from RefSeq and is a predicted model, not a curated record. The transcript is spliced from 3 exons.
AUGCUGCUGGAAGACAUGCUUAAUCACCAAACAAAGAUCCCAACUGAGUGGCACACCUCCAUACGUGAAGUUGGUCAGAAAUUUGAUAGUGCUGCUGAAGUUAGAUUAGCACUUCAAUACUAUUCAAUUGCUAAACGGUUCGAGUAUGAAUCCAUGGUGCAUGCAACUAAUCCAGGGAGUCGUGUUGUUAUUGAUGCUGAUGACGGGAGGUUCAAGCGACUGUUCAUUAGUUAUAAUGUCUGUAUUGAAGGGUUCAUUGCUGGGUGUAGGCCUCUAUUAUUUUUGGAUGGAACAUUUAUUAAAGAUCGUUACAGAGGCAUACUACUUAGCGCUACUGGGUAUGACGGCAACCAGGGAAUAUUUCCCCUAGCUUAUUGCGUAUGCGACCAAGAGAAUGAGGUUAACUGGAAAUGGUUCUUACAAGGAUUAUGGACGUUACUGUAUGAUAGGGAAAAUCCUUACCAACCUCCACAUCUACUGGUAAUGAUUUCAGACGCCGACAAGGGUAUCAGGGCAGCAGUCGAGGAAUUCUUUCCAGAUGCAUUCCAUUCAAGGUGUGUUCUGCAUCUAGUCGAGAAUUUCAAAAAGAAGAUGAAGGAUUUUGGGCACAAGGCAAAUGUCGCGACUACGUUGGGCGAGCUAUUACAAUCUGCGGCUUAUAAGUUCACAAUAUCUGAAUGGGAUAAUGAUAUAAAAGAAUUGGCAGCGAUCGAUCAUAGGGCUUACGUCACUGUAAUGGAAUACUCCCCGGAGAGAUGGGCAAACGUGCAUUUUCCUGGUAUAAGGUAUGGCCAUGUUACUUCAAACGUUGCUGAGUCCUUCAACAGCUGGAUAAGAAAGGCACGAUUGUUGCGAAUCUUACCUUUGGUUGAGACCAUACGGAAGCAAAUAAUGGAGCGCAUGCAUGAAAGGAGGCUAUUGGGUCAGAAAUGGUCUGGAUACCUAUGCCCGGAAGCGGAGUUGGUGCUGAGUGAUAACAUUCAGCAUGGUAGCUGCUUGGCGAUUAAACAUUCGACGGAAGAUAUUGUGGAGGUCGAGUCCAAUAAAACUUGCCGCGUAGAUUUGAAGAAUCGGACUUGUUCUUGCAGGUCCUGGGACAUCACCCGUAUUCCCUGCAAACAUACGUACGCUGCAAUUUCAUGGAUGGGACGAGAAAUUUAUCAAUAUUGCGAUUGGUACAUGACUGUUGACGCAUUCAGAGAAAGCUAUGCACCGAUCAUCUAUCCCAUCCCAGAUUAUGAGAAGCGCUUUGUACCGCCAGAAGAUCGAGUGUUGAAGCCUCCUCUCACCAAAAAAAGACGUGGUAGACCAUGCACUAGACGAAUAAACAACAGGUCGCUGAACACCCGACCGGUUAAGUGCUCUCGAUGCAACAUGGAGGGUCGCAAUCGUGCAAGCUGUAACGAGCCUAUAUAG